This is a messenger RNA of Vicia villosa (hairy vetch), 1631 nucleotides long. Its product is annotated as zinc finger CCCH domain-containing protein 15-like. The record is from RefSeq and is a predicted model, not a curated record. NCBI's taxonomy places the organism in Eukaryota, Viridiplantae, Streptophyta, Magnoliopsida, Fabales, Fabaceae. Gene Ontology annotation, molecular function: mRNA binding; metal ion binding. The coding region runs from base 242 to 1324 and encodes 360 amino acids. The transcript has 3 exons.
UCAGUUAGAAAAUUUGUUGAAUCAUUUUCCCUCGCAACAAACACACCCUCUCCCUCUGCAUUGCCACUAUAUAAUCCCUUUCAUCAACCUCUCUCUCUUCCAAGUUCUAACCGUUUUUCUCUUUCUACAAUUCUCUCUCUCUGGAGAACUUCAACUCACCUUGUGAAGUUGAAGCUUCUCUUCGUUUCUCAUCCUUUCUUCAACGAUCGAGUUUCUUCUUAGCAUUUCUUCACCGAUCAAAAUGUAUAACAAGGAGGUCUGUUCUCCCUUAUCUCAAAGCAGAUUCGGCGUCGGCAUCAACACCGCCGGCCACAUGCAGUUGGACGCCGGCGCGUUCGCUUCGUUGUACUCCGCUCUGACUAACAGUAGUGAGAAUCUUCCGUCACUCUCCGGGAACUACAACAACGGCGGCGGCGUUUCACUUUAUCCGUACUCUGACUCUGAAACUGAGUACGACUCGUUCGUGAUACAGAAGCAUCAGGAUAUGGUGAAUCGUCACAGUAUGUGUCUCAGUCGCCUCAUGGAAGCUUCCAAUGAGGUUAAAGCUCUGCAGCAAGAGAACGAAGAGCUCCGUGCCUUGAGCAAAGAGUUGCAGAAGAAUCUGAACCUCCUAGUUCAGGCUUCUUUGGAGAACCGAUUUGGCCGUGGCGGAUCCUCCGUUCCGACACUAUCAAUUCCGUUUGAUGUAUUGCACAGUGCCCGUGGCUUGAAUCUUGGAGAUGGAAAAGAAAACUGUGCUGGUUACAAUAAUAAUAACAUCAAUAAUAAUAAUAAAGAGCUGCAGGAAGAUUCGGAUGAGAGUUCAGAGAGUGUGAUAGACGAUAACGAUGUUGAUGAUGAAGCGGAACGGUUCUCGCUGCCGAAGAGCAUAUCUGUGAGAUCCAAGGGCUACGUGAAGAUGGCUCAGCCUCCAGCCGUCGUAACUAACAAUAAUGCUUGUCGUAGCACCAAGGGCGCUACCCGCUCUCGUGCGUCUUCUACUCAACCAGAUCAAGCUCAAAAGGUAUAUGUGCAAGGAGGGCAGAAAGAGGAAGAACCUCUUGAGAUGACUGUGUAUAAUCAGGGGAUGUUAAAGACUGAGCUGUGUAACAAAUGGCAGGAAACAGGCACAUGCCCUUAUACUGACCAUUGUCAAUUCGCUCAUGGUAUUGAGGAGCUUCGCCCGGUGAUCCGCCACCCACGCUACAAAACUGAGGUCUGUAGGAUGGUUUUUGCUGGGGUUGUCUGCCCGUAUGGACAUAGAUGCCAUUUCCGUCAUGCACUUACUGAGGAAGAGAAAGCUAUCUCACAAUCUAUGCCCAAAUCAGUGAAGCUGGAAAGAUAAAUAGUCUUAUGGAGUUGUUUGACUCAAAACACAUACGACAGUAUAUAGUAAUAUUCUUGAUUGUUCAAAUUGAAGUCUAGAGCAUGAUUCUUGUGGAGAAUGUGGUCAUUCAUCGGGUCUUUCUUUUUUCUCCCCCAUAUGUUUGGCAUUUCGAUUUAGUUUUUGAACUCUGCAUACAUACGUCUAUAUUGGUCCUAAUACAGCGAACUUAAGGGAAAGUACUUUUUGAAAUAAUACUCUUUUUUGGUUGUUUUGUAUAAAUACAUCAUUCGAUAGUUUGCAAAUUAAGCAAUUUCUGCUUGUGCUU